CCUCAGCACCGAGAUUAAACUAUCAACCUCGGUUCUAUCUAGUAUAUUAUACCGCACUUCUAUGAUUUGUAAGAAUGAAAUAGAAAACUGCAUUUGGAUCUCUUAGUCCCAGAUAUAGAAUUGAGGUUGCAGUGCGUACCUCGAAGGAGACACUGCUCUCUCAUUGUCGGCAUGAUCAAAUGCGAGUCAUGCAGUUGAAUGAUGCUUAAAAGAUUUUCCCACUCCAUCAUCAACUUGGGUGCUCAUGACUUGACAGCUUGAAUGAACAGGAACAGGAAAGGGACUCACCCUGCAAAAACCAUGGAUUUAGCACAUUCCUAAUGCCCUGUGCCGUUCACUGUUGUAGACUUGAGUUUGGUGCCAUGUCUUCCAUUGCAAAGUUAUUUGAAUCGUGCUUUGCUCCUGUCAGUGAUGAUGAGCGUACAAUAAAAUAUGUUCUCGGAACUUGUAAAUUCAAACACGGUGAAGAUGCAGUUUAUAGACUUGCCAAAUUAUGCCAGCGACAGCAUGCUUGCCAACUGAACAAAACAAACGGGUAUUCCCACCUUGAAGAAUUGGAUGAACUCUUCAGGCCAAAGUUGCCCCCACAGCACUUUGGGGAACAGACAUUUAACCAGUGGAAGGUUCUCAUUGACCUUAAUUUCAAAUGGCGUAGGUUGAAACAAAGGAAAUUUUACUUGGUGCUACUGGGUGAUAUGCCAGACUUUGUAACGAGUUUUCGCACAAGAUCAGGUCUUUGUUUUCUGGGUGUUCUGCGGGAAUUCAUGGCCAAAUUCUUCUGUGGCAUGGAGGUUGAGAUUCUGCCACCAAUGUUUGAUGUUUUCAAUCAUUGGGACAUCAUGACGAGGUACCACAAAGUCACUGGUCAGAAGCAGUACUUAGUAACCGACAUAGCGGAAAGGUUAUCAAAAUAUCUACCAAAAGAUGCAACCAGUAUUCUCGGGGUGUCGUGGACUGAUCUCUUUCCAUCUGAAGAUUUGAAUUUUGUGCUUGGAGAGGCUUACUUCCGAUACAAUACAGCUGUGUUCUGUUUUGGUCGAUUUGAGCCCAAGCUGUACAGGAAUGGUGUCCCCCCUCCUCCUAUCGAACACAUCAAUGGCUUUCUACUCUACAAAAUGAUCAGGAUUGUGCUUCAUGAAGUGUGUCACCUCAUCGGUCUGCAUCAUUGUGUCUACUUUGACUGUGCCAUGAAUGAGAGUAACUCCCUCGACAUGGCCCUGGCUCAGCCGCUCUUCCCAUGUCCAAUAUGCCUGAGAAAGAUCCAGUAUGUGUGUAGGUUUCGUCUGCAGGACUUCUACUCUGGGAUGCUGAAUAUGUGCCAAGAGUUGGAGGCUGAGUUCCCAUCAGAGUACAUGGAGAGAGCAAUCAUGUGGUUACAGAGAUGUAUAGAUGUCAUUCAUCUUGAUCGGUACUGAGAUCGCGACUGUGCUUGACAAACGAGACACUUAAAUUGAACUGUUAAAGGUACUAUUGCUUUGCUACAUGUAGCUAGUGUUUGUCAAUUUUGCAUAUGAUAUUUUAUAAUUUAUUUUCAUUUCAUGCGGUGCUUCUGCUAACUUAAGACACAUGCACACGAUAGAUAGAAUAGAAGGGGGUUAAUGCAGUUUACAUGCAGCCCCAGGUACAUUGAACAUUUAGUGCCAUACCCAAGUCUCACAUUCUUCUUUGCCAGCCAGAGAGUGAAUAAUGCCUUAAGUAAUGAAGGCCUUUGUGAAUGUGCAAUAUCAGAAAUUAAAGCUGCUUUGUGGAAUCAAUAGAUAGGCAAAUGGCUUAAAUUGAUGAAUGACAAUUUUACACUUAAGUGUAUUCUGCUGUAAUGAGUUUGAUACAAUAGCAUGUAAGCUUUUUGCUUUGAUUUUCUGUAGGAAUUGAUGUGAAUUAAUGCAUGUCCUCACGAUAAAAGAAAACUCAGGAGUGGCUGGACAAUUCACUGCCAUUUCCCAAAAAGGUCCUCAUCCUCAUUGAUUGAUGAGAUAAAGGGGCUUUUACCCUCAGAGGAAACGUGGCAGUAAAUACUUCAGCCAGGCUGAAAUCUCAUCUACAUUAUGAUGGAUUUGGUCACAAUAUGUUUUGAUUUUUCUGUUUCAUGUCUUAUGCACGACUGGUCUCUCUGUUUUUCCUGGGUGAUACCCACAGUCUCUUUCAUUGAUGUACUAGGAUGUUGUUUUGAAGGAUUAUCUGUUAAAUAAGAGUUCUUUGAGGAGAAACAUGUUGGAAGGAAUAUCAAUUGUUGCUGUGAAGGUUCAGAGUGUUGGUGCCGGGGAGGAAGCUCAAUGGAGGCUAUUUUGUAAGUCAUAAAUGGAUAUAAAGUUAGGGCAAGUUGAGCUAUUAUAAUAACAAGCUCUCCUGUUCUGUUUAGACAAUUCCUUCCUCUCAUUUCAUCCCGUGUUAUGGCCCCAUCACCAGUAGCUCAAUCUUUUAUCGAUCAAAUUGAGCAUGAAAACAAAGCCUGUUCGAUUUUUUGGUCAAGAUUAGAAACUCACACUAUUGGAAAAAGUAGACCUGAUACAUGUCGACCAUUCUGUCAUGCUCUCUUGUUGUAAUUUCAUUUUUCAUUAAUGUCUUGUGACUGUUCAGUCCAGUUGUUUGGAUAUCUUUACACUGAUUACAAUGAGUCUUCUUAUGUAAGACAGUUCUUGAUGGACUAUUCAAGGUUAUUUUAUGAAAGAAAUAAAUUAU
Lineus longissimus is the source of this 2679-nucleotide messenger RNA. RefSeq names its product archaemetzincin-2-like. The record is from RefSeq and is a predicted model, not a curated record. NCBI's taxonomy places the organism in Eukaryota, Metazoa, Nemertea, Pilidiophora, Heteronemertea, Lineidae. The coding region runs from base 321 to 1415 and encodes 364 amino acids. Gene Ontology annotation, molecular function: metallopeptidase activity. The transcript has 3 exons. Gene Ontology annotation, biological process: proteolysis.